Messenger RNA from Eimeria maxima, 444 nucleotides. RefSeq lists its product as hypothetical. Bases 1 to 444 code for a protein of 147 amino acids. NCBI's taxonomy places the organism in Eukaryota, Apicomplexa, Conoidasida, Eucoccidiorida, Eimeriidae. The record is from RefSeq and is a predicted model, not a curated record. The transcript has a single exon.
AUGGCAGGGCGGCAGCGCGAUGUGUGGAAGGAUAAAGUAGACCAAGGAAAAUCUGUGGCCUACCAAACAGCAGCCAGCAAUGCUUUCUUGUGGGGACCAACCCGACUGAAGCCGGAGGAGGUCGUUAUCCCUUUAAGAGCAGGAUCUGCACAACCUCCCACAAGAGCCUAUCUGAAGAAGAUUAAAGUUUCCAAGGUAUCUAGAUGUCGUCACUGCACAGCAGACCCUGCAACACCUGCGCAUGUGCUUAAUCACUGUUCACACACCCUUGACAGCAAAAUCAAAGAACGACAUAACAAGGCCUUAGCAUGGAUUACAACAGGAAUCAAACGGACUGCGGUGAAUCGGGACAAGACUCUACAAAUAGAUAGCAGUCCAGCGGAUAUGGAAAUCCUACUGAGGCCGGAUAUUCCAGGGACGACAAGCACAAGCGAGUUGCGAUAA